AAGAAAGCAGAUAAGGAAUAUGUGGAUGAAAAAGAUAAAGAAAUUAUAGAAAGGGUUGACUGGUACCAUGAACGGACAUCGAAGAUUUUAAAAACUAAAGCCGAUACAGGAUGGGUUUCAGGAUGUUUAGACCUUAAAGCAGAUAAAACUUAUGUUAACGAUGAGUUAGAGAAGAAAGCAAAUAAGACUCAUACACAUACAAGUUUUACAACUGUUGCUAUAGAAAGUAUUGAAGGAACGGUUGACGUAACUGGUGGGGAUGUAUUAUAUUGUAAACCUCCUAACUUUCCACAAGGUUUAACAUCGGAUGACGACAUAACGACGAUGAGAAACAUUAGAUGUAAAGAUGUUUAUGUCAUGAAGGAUGAAUAUAAUACUAAAUUCACUGCUCAAGAUUUAUAUGACAAGAAAGCAGACAAAACAGAGCUUCAAACAUUAAAGACAGAAAUACUUCAAACAUUAUAUCCUAUAGGCUCUAUUUAUACGUCAAUGAACUCUACCAGACCAGAAGUAGUACUUGGUUUUGGAACUUGGACUCAAAUAGUCGACAGGUUUUUGUAUUGUGCAAACUCUUCAAAGGAAACAGGUGGAAGUAAAACGAUUUCAGGUGAAAAUUUACCUGCACACAGUCACUACAUAGAUUUAAGUACAUCUCAAGCAGGUUGGCAUAAGCAUAGAUAUUGGGAUUGGUCAGCAAUGAUAAAAGGUAAAGGAUAUGAUGUUAAAGACAACGUUAAGUUUGCUAUAGAUUGUUACUGGAGUAACACUGAGGGAGGAGGAAACCAUACACAUCGCGUUUCAGGAUAUACGCAAACAACGGGACAAAGUAAAGAAUACAUGCCACCUUACAUGACAGUUUACGCAUGGUAUAAAUGCUUAG
This is a messenger RNA of Trichomonas vaginalis G3, 880 nucleotides long. Its product is annotated as phage tail repeat-like family. The record is from RefSeq and is a predicted model, not a curated record. NCBI's taxonomy places the organism in Eukaryota, Parabasalia, Trichomonadida, Trichomonadidae. The annotation marks the transcript as partial. The transcript has a single exon.